GCUAUCUAUUAGAUACUGCUCUAAGGUUAAGACCGUUCUUUAUCAUGCUUGCUAUGGUUGCUAUGCUAGCAAGCAUGGUUGGUAUGGUACCAUACCAAGCAUACCAAGCAUACCAAGCAAAAGAUGGUAAUCAAAGAGAAGGAGGUAAAGUUGCCCCCUUAGUAUCAGCUUUAGAAGGAACGAAGUUGCCCACUUGUGAUGGUAGCAAAAUAUUGACAGUAGGAGCAGGUAUCAGUAAGAUAGACUCAGUAGCUGGAACAAGGAUAAGCGAGUUAGCCGAUGCAGGAA
This is a messenger RNA of Racocetra persica, 288 nucleotides long. The record is from the annotation of a GenBank genome assembly. Lineage: Eukaryota; Fungi; Glomeromycota; Glomeromycetes; Diversisporales; Gigasporaceae.